Molecule: messenger RNA, 1758 nt
Organism: Symbiodinium sp. CCMP2592
Lineage: Eukaryota; Dinophyceae; Suessiales; Symbiodiniaceae
Source: the annotation of a GenBank genome assembly
AUGGAAGGUGCAGUGGAAGCUACCAAUCCUGGUCAGUUCUCGAUGCCAAGUGCUGUGGUAGCCCCCGUGAGCAAUCCUGGUCAGCCCUUGAUGCCAAGUGCUGUGGUAGCUGCCCCCACAAGCAAUCCUGGUCAGCCGAGUGCUGUGAUAGCCCCCGUGAGCAAUCCUGGUCAGCCCUUGAUGCCAAGUGCUGUGGUAGCUGCCCCUACAAGCAAUCCUGGUGAGCCGAGUGCUGUGAUUGGUCAGCCCUUCGCGCCAAGUGCUGUGCUAGCUGCCCCAACAAGCAAUCCUGGUCAGCCGUUGAUGCCGAGUGCUGUGCUAGCUGCCCCGACAAGCAAUCCUGGUCAGCCCUCGAUGCCGAGUGCUGUGGUAGCCCCCGUGAGCAAUCUGGCAAGCAAUCCUGGUCAGCCCUUGAUGCCGAGUGCCGCGAUAGCCCCGACAAGCAAUCCUGCCCAGCCCUUGAUGCCGAGUGCUGUGGUAGCUCCUACAAGCAAUCCCGGCCAGCCCUUGAUGCCGAGUGCUGUGGUAGCCCCGUUAAGCAAUCCUGGUGCUGUGGUAGCCCCGACAAGCGAUCCUGUGCCAUUGUCCCCACCAGUUACUCCGGUUGCUGUGGCUCCACGUGUGGUUUCGACAGACAGCCAACCUGAUUCAGCUCAAGAGGAGAAAAUUCGAUCCUACCUCCCCGUUGUCCUUCGCAUCAGCUGCAGCCGCAUCCCCGGCUCCUUCGGACCGGUGGUGCCUCGUGAUCCGGUGCUGGUCACGCCUACACGGGUUCCCGUUGAUGAGGCCGAAACCCAGCCCUUCGACAUCACCUCACUUACUCCGGACUUUGAAAAGCACUCCAGAACUCCCAUCCGUGUCCCAAGUACAGAUGAUGUUGAGCUCAAGCGCUUCAAGUACCAGCAUCCGGGCGAGGUGUUGCCCACAACCCGUGUUUUGAGCCCACCAGAAGAAGUUUCUGCUGCUGCGCCUGCUGCUGAGCCUUUGCCGCCGCCAGCAGAGGUCUUUGGUCGGCGAGACCAGCUGGGCCUCAGGCAGUCGAUUAAGGCAAAGCACUUGGAAUCUGCAGGUGAUGCUGCAGGGCAAGGGGAAAUUACUGGUCCGGGUGGUUAUUUUGAUGGUGUGGAUGAGGGCGAGCCCGAUGCUCCGAAGCCCAGGAAUCUCAAGCGAAAAAAGAGCCUGAAGGGCUUGAAGGGAAAGCGGGGCCGUGGGCUCAAGAAGCUCAAGUCUCUGAAGGGACAGAAGCAUGACAAUGGCUCUGGUGGUGUUGAUGCUCCUGAGCUACCUCAUGAUGGGGCGCCCCUGGGUGAGGAUGAUCUUGGGCAUGAUGAAAGCGUUGAUCCACCAAGCACCCGAGUCACGGGAAAAGCAGCGCCAAAGAAGGCCGAUGUGGAUUACAUGGUCUCCUACUUCCAGUCCUUUGAGGAUCUUGAGGACAGGGAUGCUCUUAAGCAACAGGUUCGGGACCACAUGCCAUGUUUCGAGUAUGUCGCACUGGACAUCUAUUGGAGCCGCUACGGGUGUGGGUUGUCGAUGUACUACGGGGAGUCUCGGAAGGCUGAUUCCAAGAGGAAUGUCGGCUACUUUUCCUACGGCAAUUGUGAUGCUGGUCUUCUGGUAGCCAUUGCCUGUGCGAUUUCCCUUGGCUGGUUCAUCGAAGAGCACAGCAUCAAGGACCCCGAGCUCCCUGCCAUCACCGAAAAGGUCCAGUCUUUGAAGGCUUCCGGCAGACAGACCUUGGAGAGUCUGGAUGCAUAG